This is a messenger RNA of Spizellomyces punctatus DAOM BR117, 1205 nucleotides long. RefSeq lists its product as uncharacterized. The transcript has 5 exons. Gene Ontology annotation, molecular function: glutathione transferase activity. Bases 308 to 985 code for a protein of 225 amino acids. Lineage: Eukaryota; Fungi; Chytridiomycota; Chytridiomycetes; Spizellomycetales; Spizellomycetaceae. The record is from RefSeq and is a predicted model, not a curated record. Gene Ontology annotation, biological process: glutathione metabolic process.
GCUCAUUUCAAAUACCCAAAUUAUUUUUUUCUAUUGUUUUUCUUGGGGGGAGCUCGGAGGUGUCGGACAUGUUCACCUACUUGAAGGUAUCUCCGCGUCCGCGAAACUGUUUCGUCAUGGACGAUCCCCUUUGGGGGGUUUUCCUGCGAUCGGACACGGGGGACGCGGUGCCCUCCCUUGUAGGCUAUAUAAACCCUCGUGUUAGACGCACUCCCGUUCUCUCGCAAAAAGUCGCACCUGCAAAGUCUCACACAUUGCCGCUGACCCUGGAAACAUACACAAACAAACAAAUCUACGAGAGAAAACCAUGUCCGAAUUCGAUAAAGUAACACUCACAUAUUUUGGACUUCAAGGCCGUGCAGAAGCCAUUCGACUCUUGCUUGAGGACGCUGGAAUUCCUUACGAUGACGUCCGUAUCGUGGACAGGGACCAAUGGUUAGAACUCAAAAAGGAUACAGAUCGGUUCCGGUUUGGACAGAUGCCCAUGGUGGAUUUUAAUGGGUUUUGCGUUGUGCAGAGUGCGACGAUUAUGAGGUUCAUUGCGUCUCGAAAAGGGUAUUACGGCGAUACACCUCAAGAACAUGUCCUUGUCGACAUGCUUGCGGAUGGUACUGAAGAUCUUCAGAGAUUGUACUUGAAGGCCGUUUAUAGUGAUGAUGCGGAAAGCACGACAGUGGCAUUCUUGAAAAACGAAGCACCAGCCAAACUCGAAUAUUUUGAAAAAAUCCUCAGUAAAGCUAAUGGUGGAGCCGCUUAUUUCACUGGUCCCAAGGCAACAUUUGCCGAUAUUUUCUUUUUUGACCUCCUCGACCGCCUCACGACUCUCCACCCCACCAUCCUCGACCCCUUCCCCCUUUUGAAAGCGUUCAAAACUCGUGUUGCUGAGCGGCCUAAUAUCAAGAAAUAUCAUGAAGCGAACAAGAGGCCUCAGUUUGUGAAUAACCCUUUUUCGACUAAACUAGGCUCCGAGAGGAUUGUUUUUUAAAGAUGUUGAGAUAGAUUUUGUAAGGAGGUGUUAAAUAGAAAAUAGGUGGCUUUCCUGUAUUCGAGAUUGUUUUUAUAAAGUAGAAACACUGUUUAUUUCACAAGUGUGCUCAAUAUGAUGUUGGAUGUUACUGUAGUGCACUUUUUGCCAAGUAACUCGAUUGAAUGUCACCGUAGGGUACACAUCAAUAAGAUCUCGAUUAACCGCCUCGAUUGAAAUG